Messenger RNA from Condylura cristata (star-nosed mole), 1300 nucleotides. It is a transcript of the gene TSEN34, whose product is annotated as TSEN34 tRNA splicing endonuclease subunit. Gene Ontology annotation, cellular component: tRNA-intron endonuclease complex. The record is from RefSeq and is a predicted model, not a curated record. Gene Ontology annotation, biological process: tRNA splicing, via endonucleolytic cleavage and ligation; tRNA-type intron splice site recognition and cleavage. Gene Ontology annotation, molecular function: nucleic acid binding; tRNA-intron lyase activity. NCBI's taxonomy places the organism in Eukaryota, Metazoa, Chordata, Mammalia, Eulipotyphla, Talpidae. The transcript is spliced from 4 exons. The coding region runs from base 57 to 989 and encodes 310 amino acids.
GCUCCUGGGCGGCGCGGCGGCCUGGGUGACCGCUGUGCCCCGGCCCCUGCAGGAGGAUGUUGGUGGUGGAGGUGGCGAACGGCCGCUCCCUGGUGUGGGGGGCCGAGGCGGUUCAGGCGCUGCGGGAGCGCCUGGGAGUAGGGGGCCGCACAGUGGGCGCCCUGCCCCGUGGCCCCCGCCAGAACUCGCGCCUCGGCCUCCCGCUGCUGCUCAUGCCCGAAGAGGCGCGGCUCCUGGCGGAAAUCGGCGCCGUGACCCUGGUCAGCGCCCCGCGCCCGGAUCCCCGUCAGCACAGCUUGGCUCUGGCAUCCUUCAAGAGCCAGCAAGAGCAGGGCUUCCAGGAGCAGAGCGCCCUGGCGGCCGAGGCCCGCGAGACCCGGCGGCAGGAGCUCCUAGAGAAGAUUGCGGAGGGCCAGGCUGCGAAGAAGCAGAAGCUAGAGCAGGAUUCAGGGACUAGCGAGAGCCAGGAGGCCGGUGGGGACCCACCUGCGGGAGACAAUGAGGCCAGUACUAGCCAGACCUCUGGAGAGCCCGAGGAAGCAGGUUCCUCCUCUUCUCAGCCAGGGCCUUCAAAUGGGGUGACCCCCUUACCCAGAUCUGCUCUGCUCGUCCAGCUGGCCACUGCUAGGCCUCGCCCCAUCAAGGCUAGGCCCCUGGACUGGCGUGUCCAGUCCAAAGAUUGGCCCCAUGCCGGCCGUCCUGCCCACGAGCUGCGCUACAGCAUUUACAGAGACCUGUGGGAACGAGGCUUCUUCCUGAGUGCCGCUGGCAAGUUUGGGGGUGAUUUCCUGGUCUAUCCUGGUGACCCACUCCGCUUCCAUGCCCACUACAUUGCUCAGUGCUGGGCUCCUGGGGACCCCAUCCCACUCCAGGACCUGGUUUCUGCAGGCCGCCUGGGAACCAGUGUGCGGAAGACACUGCUCCUGUGUUCGCCACAGCCGGAUGGUAAGGUGGUGUACACCUCGCUGCAGUGGGCCAGCCUGCAGUGAGCUCCAGAGACCCGUGGGAUGUGGCUUUGGCAGGGGCGAGAGCAGCCUUCCUGCAGGUCGUACUCACCUCUGCCGGGGCGGCUUGCGCGCCCUCCUGCCCCCUCUGCAGCUAGGUGUGACUCCAGACCUAGGAACACGACGUGCUGCUUACGUCCCUCCCGUUUCAAAGCACAUCUCGGCUGCGCUGUUUUUGUAGUUACCUAUUUCCAAACUGUGAGCUUUUGAACAUGAUGACUGGGCUUGGUACACCUGUUUUCUACCCGGUUUAGGUCCCAAGAGGCCUCAAUAAACUUGCUGAAUAAAUGUGGAAA